AAUUUGCAAAAUCAUCCGCUUACAAAGUCCAAAAAACACCAAUAAAAAAUGUAAACGCAAAGCACACAUACGCCCAAAUGCGACCAACUCCUAGCUAGACCAUAAAAACAGCCAAACAUCCGGACAUAUUCAAACACUUCUAGACCCUCUACUUUCUCUCUUCUCCUUUGGUGAACGGAAACCGGGGGCAGAAAGAAAGCGAAAGUGGAUCGAAGGCAUGGGAAGAGGCCACUUUCUACGACGGCAAAGGAAGAGAAAGAGAUAGAAGGCCAACACAUGUCUACACACUACACUUCCUCACGUGCAGACCACGACACUUCAGCCAUGGUUUCUGCCCUAGCUCACGUUAUCGCCGGCGGCUCCACUUCCGGCGAAGAACAAAGCCAGGCAGCAACUUCUCCGGCGGCGGCCAGUGGUGGGUCGACGGUGAGGGAUCCCAACCAGCCUUCGGAUGAACAAGGAAACGAGAGGAGAAGACAAUAUAGAGGAGUGAGGCAAAGGCCGUGGGGAAAAUGGGCAGCAGAAAUUAGAGAUCCGAAGAAGGCUGCAAGGGUGUGGCUGGGGACAUAUGACACAGCAGAGGGAGCUGCAAUCGCUUACGAUCAGGCUGCACUCCAGUUCAAGGGAACUAAAGCUAAGCUCAACUUUCCGGAGAGAGUCCAAGGCCGGACUGAGCUAGGGUUCGUGGUGAGUCGAGGGAUUCCGGCGAGGAGGCCGAAGCAAGUUGCCACAUUGCAGCCAUCUCUAUACCCGGAUUUACUGCAGUAUGCUCAGAUUCUCCAGAGUGGAGAUGAAGAUCAUCAGAAUGGUAGAGAGGUUUUCACGUUGGAGUCUUCUUCUGCAAUUGCACAGACUUCAUCAUCCUCGAUUUCGUUUGCAGGAUUGUCAGGGAUGGAAAGUUCUGCGAGGCCAAACUUGAUGCUGAAUUUUGGAAGCAAGGAAUCUGGUUCUGGUUGUUGGGCGAAGGAGGAUGAAGGUGGUGGUAGGGAUAGCGGGAGGUAAAAAGGUAAAUUUGAAAUUUUGAGUAAUGUGUGACGGGUGAGAGUGAGUAUUGUUAAUUUUGCAAUGGAUAUCAGAUUUAUUAACUGAGAUCAAGAGGUAAGUAAAUAUAUAUAUUUUGGUUGUUUAUGCAUGUUUUAGUAUAUAAUCAUGUUAUAUGUACUUCUAACACUCUUUGGGGGUAAAUAAUGGGGUGUAUUUGAUUGAGGCUUAUGUUA
Phalaenopsis equestris is the source of this 1217-nucleotide messenger RNA. RefSeq names its product ethylene-responsive transcription factor ERF114-like. The transcript has 2 exons. Gene Ontology annotation, molecular function: DNA binding; DNA-binding transcription factor activity. Lineage: Eukaryota; Viridiplantae; Streptophyta; Magnoliopsida; Asparagales; Orchidaceae. The coding region runs from base 277 to 1002 and encodes 241 amino acids. The record is from RefSeq and is a predicted model, not a curated record. Gene Ontology annotation, biological process: regulation of DNA-templated transcription; ethylene-activated signaling pathway.